This is a messenger RNA of Tyto alba (common barn owl), 1014 nucleotides long. RefSeq names its product olfactory receptor 10A7-like. Gene Ontology annotation, biological process: G protein-coupled receptor signaling pathway. Gene Ontology annotation, cellular component: membrane. The record is from RefSeq and is a predicted model, not a curated record. Gene Ontology annotation, molecular function: olfactory receptor activity; G protein-coupled receptor activity. Lineage: Eukaryota; Metazoa; Chordata; Aves; Strigiformes; Tytonidae.
AUGGAGAAUGAGGAAGAUCUGAAUUUGGGAAACAUAACAAGAGUAACUCACUUCAUCCUUCUGGGUUUCACUCAUCUUGCUCAACUCCAGCUCUUACUCUUUGCGGUAGUUGUCUUGGUCUUCACAGACACAAUGAUGGGAAACAUUGUCAUUGUCCUCAGUGUAACUGUUGACCCUGCCCUUCAUGUGCCCAUAUACUAUUUUCUUAAAAAUUUGCCUUUGAUUGAGAUCUGCUACAUCUUAGAUAUUGUGCUAAAUACGUUGAUAAGUUUGUUGUCAGAAAGGAAGACCUCUUCUUUCACAACUUGUGCUCUGCAGUUGAACUUGAUCAUACUCUUUAUCAUGCCUGAGUGUUUCCUGUUAGUGAUCAUGGCUUAUGACCAGUAUGUAGCAAUUUGCCACCAACAACACUAUGCUAUCAUCAUGACCAAAAAGACACGUAGGCAAAUGUCAGCAGUAGCUUGGCUUUCUGGAUUCCCUGUAACAGUUGGGCUCCCUGGCUGGCUAUUCAGCAUGCCUUUCUGCAAGUCAAACCAAGCCAAACAUUUCUUCUGUAACAUCUCACCUGCCCUGAGAUUGGUGUGCUCAGAUACCUAUAUAUUUGAGCUUCUGGUGUUCAUUGCCAUGCUGCUUAUCAUGGUGCUGUCAUUUAUCCUAAUCACCAUCUCCUACCUCUACAUCAUCUAUACCAUUGUCCAGAUGUCCGUGGCUAAAAGCAGGCAGAGGAUGUUCUGCACGUGUGCUCAUCUCGUGGUUGUUAUUCUCCUUUACUAUACAACUUGCUUAAUUAAUUUAAUCCAUCCCAUGUCAAGACUCUCACCAAAUAACAAAAAGCUUGUGCCGCUUUCCUACACAGCCAUUACAGCAAUAAUCAAUCCCACCAUCUACAGCCUCAGGAACAGCGAGGUAAAGGAAGCACUACAGAGAGCUUUUGACAGAAAGAUGCUACCAGAAAGACUCACAACACUGUCAUUUUUUUCAGUAGCAAUUUCAGAAGUUUCAGACAAUCUGUAA